UCCUUUCAACUCCUUUUCUUUUCUUAACAAAUCCUCGAUUUGAACCCUGUCGUGGUUAUGGGAGUUCAAUUGAUUCCGGUGUACGGAUUCUCGCCGGAAAUGGAAGCCGCCGCCGCCCAGGAAGCCGCCGCCGCCGGACUUCAGAGCGUCGAGAAACUCAUCAAACUACUUUCUCACUCCCACCAACAAACCUUCCCUGAAAAGUCAUCGCCGCCGUCCUCCGCCGACUACCAGGCGGUGGCGGUGGCUGCCGUCCACAAAUUCAAGAAGUUCAUAUCACUUCUCGACCGGACCCCAAGAACCGGCCACGCCCGGUUCCGCCGCGGCCCGGUCUCGAACCCCUCUCCCACGCCGCAGAAGGCCGCCGAACCGGCCGGUCCGUCAUCAAGAGCUCCGAAAACCGAGGACGUCAGCGGCGCCUCCGGUUCGAAGAUUUACUGCCCCACGCCGGUUCAGCGGCUUCCGCCGCUGCCGCACCACCACCAACAGCUCGUGAAACACGGCUCGAUUGAAAGGAAGGAGUCGUCGACCACCAUUAACUUCGCGUCGCCGGCGACGUCGUUCAUUUCGUCGUUGACGGGCGACACCGAUAGCCUCCAGCCGUCGAUGUCGUCCGGUUUUCAGAUCACGAAUCUCUCCCAGGUCUCGUCCGCAGGCCGCCCCCCGCCGUCGACGUCUUCGUUCAAGAGGAAGUGCAACUCCGUCGACGACGCCACCGGAAAGUGCGGCGGCGCGUCGUCCCGCUGCCAUUGCCCCAAGAAAAGAAAAUCAAGAUUGAAGAGAGUGGAGAGAGUUCCAGCCAUAAGCAUGAAGAUGGCCGACAUUCCACCCGACGACUAUUCCUGGAGAAAAUACGGUCAAAAGCCCAUCAAAGGUUCCCCUCAUCCCAGGGGUUAUUACAAGUGCAGCAGUGUACGAGGGUGCCCGGCCCGAAAGCAUGUGGAGCGGGCCCUGGACGACCCGACAAUGCUUAUAGUGACAUACGAAGGCGAGCACAAUCAUGCCCUGUCCAAGGCAGAUGCACCUGCCCUAGUUCUUGAAUCAUCUUGAUCUUGAUCAUGAUCAUAUAUCCGACGGCCCAGAUCUCUUUCCCCACGCAACACGAUAAGGUUCUCAAUCGCAGCCGUCCGUCCGAUUCCAUAUACAGAUGGUCAACACCGAAUGAUCAUAACAUUUUCAAGACAGGACAAAUAUUGGGCUGGUCCCAUGUUGUUUCUUUUCUUGUUUUUUGACUCUCUCUCUCUUGAAAGAGUGAAAAAUAAAGAAGAGAGAGAGAGAGAGGAACAAAUUUGUGGGUUUGGUGGGAAUUGCAUCAUGCACUUCAAUCAGUGGGUUUUCUUCCUUUUUCUUGUUCCUCCAAUUUGGAAAAUAUAUAUAUAUAUAAAUAUAGAUCUAUCAUAUAUGUAAUUGAUGCCAUGUUUCAUAUAUAUAUGUAUAUAUAUAUAUAUAUUUGUGAUA
This is a messenger RNA of Andrographis paniculata, 1458 nucleotides long. Its product is annotated as probable WRKY transcription factor 7. The record is from RefSeq and is a predicted model, not a curated record. Gene Ontology annotation, molecular function: sequence-specific DNA binding; DNA-binding transcription factor activity. The coding region runs from base 58 to 1050 and encodes 330 amino acids. Gene Ontology annotation, biological process: regulation of DNA-templated transcription. The transcript has 3 exons. Lineage: Eukaryota; Viridiplantae; Streptophyta; Magnoliopsida; Lamiales; Acanthaceae.